Molecule: messenger RNA, 1614 nt
Organism: Lonchura striata (white-rumped munia)
Lineage: Eukaryota; Metazoa; Chordata; Aves; Passeriformes; Estrildidae
Source: RefSeq, a predicted model, not a curated record
AUGCUGCCCGCUGCCCUCCGCCGAUGGCUCCGCCGACCCAAGCGCUCCGACCCACGCCUGCUCUCCCAGUUCUUCUUUGCCGACGAGAGGGUGACACGGGUGGUGGCCGAGAUCAACGGGCUGGAUGCCGAACUGGAUCCGCAGCAGUACCUGGUGCUCCUCAACCAGCUCCACCUCAGCCAGGCUCACCUGCUGGCCGUCCUGGAGCGGAUCAUGGAGGAGUGCAUCCCCACGCAGCGGCACAGCCGUGACUAUCUGGUCAAGUUCCCCGAGGAGCUCUUGGUGGACAACUUGGGGAACCACAUGCUGUUUGCUGCCGAGUGCCUCCUGGCUGGGACCUUCCUGGAGAUGGAGGAGUCAGAUGGGGCACAGCUGAUCCCCCAGGCCAGGAAUCUGCUCUGCAGCCUGGAGCUGGUCCGGACAGUGCUGCGGGAGCAAAGCCUGAGCCAACCCAACUCCUACCCAGAGCCUGUGCGGGCUGUGCUCAUCCAAUUUGACCGGCUAUUUGCAGAGUUUGAGCUGAGCUACGUGUCCUCGCUGGUGGCAGUGAAGUCUCCUGAUGAGAUCUUCAGGCAGCAGGAGAUCAUCGUGCUUUUCUGUGAGACAGUGGAGAGAGCCCUGCACCUGGGCUACCUGACCCAGGAGAUGAUUGAUGGCUAUGAACCACUGCUGAUGUUCACCAUCCCUCGCCUGGCCAUUAUCAGUGGUCUCCUCAUCUACCCUGAGGGUCCCCUCAGCCUGGAGCGGAGCCCUGAGGAGAUGUCCCGGGUCUUCAGCCCCUUCUACAGCCUCCUGAAGAAGAUCAGGGACCUGUUGUGGGUGCUGUCAGCAGAGGAGCUCUGCCUGCUGGAGAGGAGCCUGUGCACAGCCGAACAAGAGGAUCCCUGCAGUCCAGAUGGGGGGGCAGCUGUGCCCAGUGCAGAUCCUCCUGCUCCCUUCAGUCUUCCGGAGGUCCCUAAUGCCACUCAACCUCUCCCCACCUGCACGACACGACUGGGACCCCCCAGAGCAAUGGAUGGCCUGGGCACUGAUCGGCAGCAGGGGUGUGCAGUGGGCAGGGAACAGGACCAAGAUGGCAAAUCUCAUACCAUCCCUGGUGUAAUGGUCACCUCCCCCCUGCGCAGUCCCCAGCCCCUUGAGAGCGGCCCAGGGAUGGGGGUCAAUGCCAGCUCAGGUGCCUGCUGCUCGGAGCUGCGCUCCCGCUACAGCAGCACCAAGGACAUGCUGCACACCCUCUUUGUCUGCAUCUCAGGGGUGGCUGAUCAGCUCCAGACCAACUUUGCCAGUGACAUGAGGAGCAUCUUGAAAACAGUCUUCAAGAUUGUGUGCUCGCAGGCGGAGCCCUCAGAGGAGCAGAGUUACAGCACUGGUGCCCGCCACCUGCCCGAGUGGGUGCCCGACAGCACAUGCAGCCAGUGCUCUGCCUGCCGCUCGCCCUUCACCCUGCUGCGCCGCCGGCACCACUGCCGCUGCUGUGGGAAGAUCUUCUGUGCCCGCUGCUCACCGAACACUGCAGUGCUGCCUUACUACGGCCAGACCAAACCCGUACGUGUCUGCACCCACUGCUACACCACACACCUCCCGCCCACAGCCCGCUGUGCCCGGAGCCAGUGA